Molecule: messenger RNA, 5757 nt
Organism: Acanthopagrus latus (yellowfin seabream)
Lineage: Eukaryota; Metazoa; Chordata; Actinopteri; Spariformes; Sparidae
Exons: 12
Coding region: 174-4469 (1431 amino acids)
Molecular function (GO): GTP binding
Source: RefSeq, a predicted model, not a curated record
GAAGUUGACUUUACUUUCACUUUCAACUUUUUUUUUCUUUCUAUCACACUGAUGGCGCAGCAGAAAGUUCCGCCGGACAGUCGGUGUCUCAGAGCUCAUUGACUUCAGAGGACACAAAGCAGCAGCACUGACACAACAGAACGAGUCUCUGAUGUUUCCAGCACAUUGACAUCAUGGCGGCUGCAGGAUCUGAUGGUGAUUCAGGUGCCAAGAGGCGCAGCAGGAGCCCUGAACAUGAACGUCCCGACUUUAAAGAUGAACAUCAACCACAUAAGCGCAGAGCGAGCAAUGACAAUCUGCCACCUCACAGUGCCAAGAGGCGCAGCAGGAGCCCUGAACAUGAACGUCCCGACUUUAAAGAUGAACAUCAACCACAUAAGCGCAGAGCGAGCAAUGACAAUCUGCCACCUCACAUGUCUGAGCUGAGGGUGGUUCUGCUGGGGAACAGCUGGUCUCAGAGGAGUUCAGUGGGGAACUUCAUACUGGGAGUGACUGCGUUUGCCACCGAGGGAGAACCACAAAGCUGUCAGAAAGUCGGAGGACAAGUAAAAGGGAGACACAUUGUUCUUAUCAACACCCCAGAUCUGCUGCGUCCUGACAUCACUGUAGGAGAAUUGAAAGAACAUGUAGAUACCUGUGUGAGAUUCUCUGCUCCUGGUCCUCAUGUGUUCCUGCUGGUUCUACAGCCUGAAGUCUUCACUGAGCAAAACAAACGGAGGCUGCAGUCAAUCCUUGAAAACUUCAGUGAUAAAUCAUUUGAUCAUUCACUGGUUCUGAUAGCACCACCCAGAGAGGAGAGUCCAGGUUCCAUGGAAGGAUGCCUGCAGAAUCCACAUUUGAGAGACAUGAUCACAAAGUGUAGAUCCAAAAUAAUGUGGCCUGUUGACCAUCAACAGCUGUUCGACCAAAUGGACAAAAUAGUGCAAGAGAGCAAAGAACCUCAUGUGACCCAUGAAUCUUACAAAGAUGCAACAUCUGAUUUACCUGGUGGUCCUCAAGGCACAACACAAGGAGAUGGACUCCAUAUAGACUUGGGUCCUGUCAAGGCUGCUGGGCUGAAAUAUCUGUCGGGCACAGAGCAUUCAGUAAAAAAGCCACUCGCCCGCUUCCUAAAAAAAAAUUCUCCAUCACACACUCCCUCAACUGUGGAAAGCACAAGCAACCAGCCACCAUCUGUUUCAACACCUACAGUCAGGAUUGUACUGAUGGGGAAAAGUGAAGACAAAAUGACAAAGCUGGGUAACUUCAUCCUACAGAGUCAACAUUUUAAUUUACCAAAACAUUCCAAACAAGUGGUGUACGCCUGGAGAGAGUGGAAGGGAAACUAUCUUAGUGUAGUUAAAACUCCAGACAUGUUCAGUCUGUCUGUGGAGGCAGUUAAAGAAGAGAUGGUGAAGUGUUUCAGUCUGUGUCUCCCUGGACCAAAUGUUCUGCUGCUGCUAGUGAAGCCCUCCAACUUCACACAGAAGAACAGAGAUACACUGAAGUUCAUCCUGAGUUUGUUUGGUCCAGAAGCUUUUAAACACUCGAUGGUCAUCACCACACAUGAGUGGAAGGAAACUAGCACUCUGCAUCAGCUCCUUGAAGACUGUGGAGGAAGACGCUACAACAUGUCUGAAGACAACCACGGGUCAUUAAUGCAGAACAUUGAGAACAUUGUGCUUAAAAACAGAGGAGCCUUCCUCACCUUCAGUGACGAGACCAUCAGACCACAGUCUGAACACAUCAGACCAGCUGUGAACCUGGUUCUGUGUGGGAGGAGAGGAGCAGAGAAGGCGUCAGCAGCUGAGGCCAUUUUAGGUCAGACAGAGUUUCCCUCAGUCUCCAACUCAUCAGAGUGUGUUCAGAGUCAGGGAGAGGUGUGUGGACGUUGGGUUACUCUGGUGGAUCUGCCUGCCUUGUGUGGGAAACCUCAAGAGGAGGUGAUGGAGGAAUCACUCAGGUGUGUCUCCCUCUUUCAUCCUGAGGGCGUCCACGCCUUCAUCCUGGUCCUACCUGUGGGUUCUCUCAACGAUGAAGACAAGCUAGAGUUAAAGACCAUCCAGGACACAUUCAGCUGUCAAGUCAAUGACUUCACCAUGAUUCUGUUCACUGUGGACUCAGAUCCUGCAGCUCCAGCUGUUGUUGACUCUGUUAGCAAGAACAAAGACAUCCAGGAGCUCCGUCAGAGCUGUGGAGGAAGAUACUUUGUUCUCAACAUCAACAACAAGCAGCAGAUCCCAGAACUGUUGAACACUGUGGACAGAAUUAAACCGUCCUGCUACACAGCUGCAACAUUAGCACACGCACAAUGGGAUAAGGUCAUCAAGCAGCAAGCUGAACUUGAGAGUCUGAGAAAGAAAAUCAACAUCACUUCUGCUGAGGAACAGAGUCCAGCGUGUCUCAGGAUCGUGCUGAUUGGGAAGACUGGCGAUGGAAAAAGCUCUUCAGGAAACACCAUCAUAGGAAGAAAGGUGUUCAAAGCUGAAUCAAGCCAACAUUCAGUUACCAAACAUUGUCAGAAAGAAGGAAGUGAAGUGAACGGUCAGCCUGUGUUUGUGGUCGACACUCCCGGUCUGUUCGACACAACUCUGAGCCAUGAAGAGAUCAAUAAGGAGAUGGUGAAAUGCAUCAAUCUUCUUGCUCCAGGACCUCAUGUGUUCCUGUUGGUCAUGUCAAUUGGCAGAUUUACACAAGAGGAGAAGGAAACAUUAAAACGUAUCCAGGGAGCCUUUGGGACGAAUUCUGAAAGGUUCACCAUCAUUCUGUUAACUGGAGGAGAAAUACUAAAACAUGACCGUCUGUCCAUUGAAGAGUACAUUGACAAGAAAUGUGAUGAUUCAUUUAAGAAUUUGAUACAAGACUGUGGAGGAAGAUAUCACGUGUUCAAUAACUGGGAUGAACACAACCACACGCAGGUCGAUGAGCUGAUAACCAAGAUUAACACCAUGGUGAAGACAAAUAGAGGCAGCUGCUACACUAAUGAGAUGCUGCAAGAGGCCGAGGCAGCGAUACAGAAAGAGACGGAGAAGAUCCUGAAGGAGAAAGAAGAAGAGAUGAAGAGAGAGAGGGAGGAGCUUCAAAGAAAACAUGAGGAGGAAAUGAAUGAAAUGAAAAGAAGACUAGAAGAACAGAGAGCACAAAUUGAAGAGGAGAGAAAGGUGAGAGAAAAACAACUUGAAGAGAAGGAGAAAAGCAUCGAGAAAGAACGUGAGGAGAGAAAGAAAGAAGAGGAAAGCAGAGAAGAAGAGAACAGGAAGAGAAAACAAGAGGAAGAGAUUCAGAAACAGGAGUGGAAACAGAGAGUUAAAGCUUUGGAGCAAAAAAUAAAAUCAGAGGCAGAAUCAAAGGAAAAAAUUUACAAACAACUGGAGGAGAGCAGAGAAGAGAUGAGAAGAGAGCGAGAGAACGAGGAGAGAAAACAAAAAGAAUGGUGGGAAAAACGAUAUCGAGAAGAUGAACAGAGACGACAGGAGGAACAAGAAAGACUGAGGAAGCUUCAAGAAGAAUAUGAACAAACAAGAGAAAAUGAUGAAAAGAAGAGAGAGGAAGAGGAUCAAAUCAGAAGAGAACAAGAGGAAAAAGAGAAGAAAGAGUUUGUGGAAAAAGAGCGAGCAAGAAUUGAAGAGGAGAGAAAAGUGAGAGAAAAACAACUUAAGGAAAUGAAGGAAAAUAUUGAGAGGGAGCGUGAGGAGAGACAGAAAGAACAGGAAAUGAGGGAUGCAGCAGACAGGAAGAGAAAACAAGAGGAAGAAAGUCAGAAACAGGAGUGGAAACAGAGAGUUGAAGCUUUGGAGCAAAAAAUAAAAUCAGAGGCAAAAUCAAAAGAAAACAUUAGCAAAAAACUGGAGGAGAGCAGAGAAGAGAUGAGAGAAGAGCGAGAGAACUGGGAUAGAAAACAAAAAGAAUGGUGGAAAAAACGAGAUGAAGAAGAUGAACAGAGACGAGAGAAGGAACAAGAAAGACUGAGAAAGCUUCAAGAAGAAUAUGAACAAGAGAGAAAAGAUGAUGAAAAGAAGAGAAAGGAAGAGGAUCAAAUCAGAAGAGAACAAGAGGAAAAAGAGAAGAAACACAUUGCUGAGACCUACGAGAAUAAAUUGGUGACUCUGGAGAAGAAGUAUGAAGAAGAAGCCAGAAAGAAAGCUGAAGAGUUUAAUGAAUUCCAGAAGAAAUACACCAAGGAUAUUGCAGACAAGGAGAGACAGCAUAAGGAACAAUACGACAUCUUAAAGGCACUUUCAGCCCACAGUGAAGGACAAAUGAGGAACAAACAUUAUGGUCAAAUUUCUGACCUGGUGAAAUGUGUGGCUGAGAAGAGAGGGAGUCUGGAGAAAAUCAGGGCUUUACUGAAUAAACAACAAGAGGAAAUGAGCAAGCAGAAAAAUGAGGAGGCAAAGAAAAAUCUGCAGCAAAAACAUGAAAAAGAAAUAAGUGACUUGCUACAGAAACUUUUGAAUCAAGCCGACACAUCAAGCUGUCCGAUUUUCUGAGGAGAUUUGUUUCCAUGUGAACAUCACGACAACUCAGCAGUUUCAGUUUCCUUUAUCUCCUUUCAUUCGGUUUCAGUAACUGAAACUUUUGAUGGUAAUACUUUGCUGUGGAUUAUACUGUUAUGUUUACCAGUGACACAAAAAAUACAAACAUUACUUCUGUCUGUUGAUUUUCAUUGUCAAGAAAUGUGAAAUCAGCAAACUUGUUGAAAUGUGUCAUUUCCAGCCGUCACAGUAACAUUUAGUGUAACUUGGUCCAACCUUGUGACUUUUCUACCAUUAAGUUUUUGUAAACGAGCUUUGUGAUUCUAUACAAUGCUAACCUGCAGGUAACCAUAGCAACAGAACUGAUGCUUCAGCCUUUGUUUGCAGUGAAGUGCAGAACCAUUUUUCUUUUUUUUUUGUUUAAAUGUCAGAUUUGUUAAAAUACUCACACAGUUUUUGAAUGUGAUCAUGUUGAUGCUGAAACAAACUUGUACUGAAGUUUAACUAACCGACUAACUGUUUUAUUUUAAUUGAAAUUACAACUGAGGCGAAUGGUGGGGCAAGAUGAGACUCAUUCUGUCCCAGAAACAUGCAGUUUUUCCAGAUCUAGAUAUAUUUUUGAACAUGUUCAACAUGCUUGAGUCACAGAAGACAGAAAAGUGAAUAAAUUAACAUUAAUUCAAAACCUGGCAUCAGACAUUAAGUUGUCUUGUCAGGAACGCCCUUUCUGGGUUUUAACAUUUCAAAUUUAUCCGUAACAGUUUUUCUCAUGUGGAAGUGUGAGUCUGUGAUUCAUUGUAUAAGUUUUCAACAAAAUAUUUUUUUCUCCUGUUAUUUUCUUCAUCUUAUUGAAUCAGGCAUUAAGAACAAUACAUGCAGCUUCAUGCUGAAGGAGAACCUCAGGUUUAUUUUGGACCUGUGUUUGUGUAUCUGCUGCCCUCCUCUGGUUCCAUGAUGCAUGUUGUUCCUCAUCUCCCUUCAAACUUGAACAUUUUCCAUGAGACUUAUUAUCUUGAUUUGUGAUUAAUAUGUGCCAUAAUUUGAUUUCCUUUUCAUUACACAGAUGUUGUGUGAGUUCACUUUGUCCUUUUAGAUAAGUUGUUUUUUUUUAAAUGACAGAGGCCUCCUACAUAGCUCUCUGACCAUUUUGUUUAUAUUUUAUUUGUUUUAUUUUGUUUGAUUAUACAAAUAUACGAUGAAGUCAUAAUGUUGUCAAAUUUUUAUCAACUUUAAUUUUUAAAUCUUCCAACCUGCUGUGAUGAUCAACCAACAGAAUGUUCAAAUAAAAUCUGCUCAUAUUGAA